Messenger RNA from Electrophorus electricus (electric eel), 1556 nucleotides. RefSeq names its product low density lipoprotein receptor adaptor protein 1a (gene ldlrap1a). NCBI's taxonomy places the organism in Eukaryota, Metazoa, Chordata, Actinopteri, Gymnotiformes, Gymnotidae. Gene Ontology annotation, cellular component: early endosome. The record is from RefSeq and is a predicted model, not a curated record.
CAGAUAUCAGCAACAAACUUUGGAGCUGAGGACGCGAGAGUAAGCCAAGGAGCGUUCGCUUUCCAAGACAGCUCUUAGCCCUUUAGGGUAUAUAUUGGCUGUAUUGUAACGAGAACUCAGUAUGGACGUCCUGAAGUCAGCCAAAAGGGCUAUUCGCAGUCCAGGUCUUGGCCAACAGUCGUGGAGCGCUGGUAAACACCAAAAGCUUCCAGAGGACUGGACAGACACCAGGGAGACCCUCUUGGAGGGCAUGACCUUUAACCUACGACACUUGGGAAUGACUCUUGUCGACCAGCCCAAAGGCGAGGACCUGUCAGCUGCUGCUGUCAAGAGGAUUAUUGCUACAGCUAAAGCGAGUGGAAGGAAGCCUCCCAAAGUGGCUCUGAAGGUCUCCCCUCAGGGAAUUCUGCUGUUCAGUGUUGGGUCCAAUCAACUGCUGGAGAGCAUCUCUAUAUACAGAAUAUCAUAUUGCACAGCAGACAAAAUACAUGACAAGGUGUUUGCUUACAUCGCUCAGAACCAACACAAUGAGACGCUUGAGUGCCAUGCGUUCCUCUGUGCCAAGAGGAAAGUGGCCCAAGCAGUAACGCUUACUGUAGCCCAGGCUUUCAGAGUGGCCUUUGAUUUCUGGCAGGUUGCCAAAGAAGACAAAGAACAGCAAGUGAAGUCGGCGUGUGCUUUGGAAACCGAUAGUAGCAUGAAUCUUGACACAUCAGUCAACAUGGUCAACCUAAAAGGGGCUGAUGGAGCAACAGGAAACCUCUUGGAUUUUGCUGAAUCUCAAGACACAGUGAUGGAUAAUACAGACAGUCAAGCGAACCUUGAGAUGGAUGAUGGCCUGGAUGAAGCCUUUUCAAGAUUUGCAGAGGCCCGUACUCAGGUCCUGGACAUUGGGCUGACCCCUCUUGAACACUGCUCUGACCCAGAAACCAACAGUAACGAUUCUAGAGCUGAUGACCACAUUUGCCCUUGAGAGAGGAUUGUGUGACUACUAGGAUGGCACCUGCUGGAUGACAAGUCAGGGUUUUCAUCCAUAAACUAUUACAGGAUCACAGCUUUAGAUAGACAAACUGACCACAUUUGAACUUGUCUCAAUCCCUCUAGUAAUCAAGCCACAGCAACCUCUCCAGUAACAAAACAAUACUAUAGGAUUUUCGUAUAGUUUAUUCUAUAUUCACAGAGCAUAUUCGUUUUUCACUUUUUUUUUUUCCACAUUUGUUCAAUUUGCUUUGUAUCUAAUGUAUAGCCUUCAGAAUUUAAAUUAUUUCCAUGGUUCUCAAAAUGGCCAAAUUUCCUCUGUAUAUUUGAGCGGGUUUUGUCCAUCUUGAACAGACACAUGAAAUUGCAAUGAUAUGAAAUGAUUUGUACAAUUGAAUGAUUGAUUGAUUUAAAAUAAGGAUGGGGGGGGUAGUUUUAGUCGAGAUGAACAAGCUAAAACUCCCACUCUCCCCUCCAUUAGACUCAUUAGGAGGUGUUUAUGAUGAUUACUUUCUUCAGUGACCCUUCCAGAUGUGGAGUAAUGUUUGUAUGGAAAUGUAAUAAACGUAAGAAUCAUC